Molecule: messenger RNA, 1107 nt
Organism: Monomorium pharaonis (pharaoh ant)
Lineage: Eukaryota; Metazoa; Arthropoda; Insecta; Hymenoptera; Formicidae
Gene: Phb1
Product: protein l(2)37Cc
Exons: 4
Coding region: 150-968 (272 amino acids)
Biological process (GO): mitochondrion organization
Cellular component (GO): membrane; mitochondrion
Source: RefSeq, a predicted model, not a curated record
AAAAGACGUGGCGCUUGUAUAGUGUACCGAUUAUCAUGGACCAUGGACUCCAUUUUCUGCCAUUUUCUUGUUAUCGACUCCACGCUAGAAGAGGACUGAAUAUAUUCCAACCCUAAAGUCACGAUUUAUUACAUAAUACACAUUUAAUUAUGACAGCACAGUUUUUCAAUCGAUUGGGUCAGAUUGGCCUGGGCAUGGCACUGGCAGGUGGUGUUGUUAACUCUGCAUUAUACAAUGUUGAUGGUGGUCACAGAGCAGUUAUAUUUGAUAGAUUUGCGGGUAUAAAAGAUACCGUGAUUGGAGAAGGGACACACUUCUUUAUUCCUUGGGUGCAAAAACCAAUUAUUUUUGAUAUCCGUUCACGUCCCAGAAAUGUGCCUGUUAUUACGGGCAGCAAGGAUUUACAGAAUGUAAAUAUCACUCUUCGUAUCCUCUUCAGGCCUGUACCCGAUAAAUUGCCUAAGAUAUACACAAUACUUGGUAUUGACUAUGAUGAAAGAGUACUACCUUCUAUUACCACUGAAGUGUUGAAAGCUGUUGUUGCGCAAUUUGAUGCUGGUGAAUUAAUUACACAAAGAGAAGUUGUGUCUCAAAAAGUCAACGAAGAUUUAACGGAGAGGGCUGCACAGUUUGGAUUUAUUUUAGAUGAUAUUUCUCUUACACAUUUAACAUUUGGUAAAGAGUUUACCCAGGCAGUAGAAUUGAAACAAGUAGCUCAACAGGAUGCAGAGAAGGCUCGUUUCUUGGUAGAAAAGGCUGAACAGCAAAAGAAGGCGGCUAUUAUUAGUGCUGAGGGUGAUGCUCAAGCCGCCAGUUUACUAGCAAAAUCUCUAGCUGAGGCAGGAGACGGUUUGGUUGAACUCAGAAAAAUCGAAGCUGCAGAAGAUAUUGCACACAAUCUAUCCAAGUCUCGUCAAGUGGCGUAUUUACCACCGGGUCUGAAUGUGUUGAUGAAUAUGCCACAGUAAAAUGAAUGAAUUGUUACAUGUUUUUACAUGAAUUGUGCAUUUAUAUCAUGAGAAGUUUGAUGCUGUAAUAGAGAGAGAGUGUAUAAAAAAAUAUAUAGUCUAUAUAUGAUGAAAGCUUCCCUGAAAGUGUUGCAUAACA